Sesamum indicum (sesame) is the source of this 2009-nucleotide messenger RNA. Its product is annotated as protease Do-like 9. Gene Ontology annotation, molecular function: protein binding; serine-type endopeptidase activity. Gene Ontology annotation, biological process: proteolysis. The record is from RefSeq and is a predicted model, not a curated record. NCBI's taxonomy places the organism in Eukaryota, Viridiplantae, Streptophyta, Magnoliopsida, Lamiales, Pedaliaceae.
UAUGGGCAUCGGGAACAAGCGUAAGCGUAAGCACGGCCGCCGAUCCAGAAAGCGGCCGGAGAACGCCGUCGUAGGCGCCACUAAUCCCGAGGCAGCCGCCGGGGGGAAUGAAGUGAGGUCCUCCGUCAGCAACGUGGAGCUCGUCACCUCGAAUUCUCCACCACCUUCCUCUAAACACCAGCGACGCCGCCGUGGGCGCCCCAACAAAACCCCCAAGCCUGAAGCUCCAACCGACGAGACUCUUUCCAAUGACGUUCCGCCUGUCGCUACCAGUCCUGUGCUUCCGCCGGUUAAUGCGGAGAGCUCUGUUGCUAGGGUUCUUCCAGCCAUGGACUCGGUGGUGAAGGUUUUCUGUGUUCACACAGAUCCGAAUUUCUCUUUGCCGUGGCAGCGGAAGCGGCAGUACAGUUCGAGCAGCAGUGGGUUUGUGAUCCAGGGAAGGAGGGUUUUGACGAGUGCGCAUUCGGUGGAGCAUUAUACUCAGAUCAAGUUGAAAAAGAGAGGUUCCGAUACUAAGUAUGUCGCCACUGUUCUCGCUAUUGGCGUCGAAUGCGACAUUGCUUUGUUAACAGUAAAUGAUGAUGAAUUCUGGGAAGGGAUAUCACCUGUAGUCUUCGGUGAUCUACCAGCACUUCAAGAUGCUGUGACAGUUGUGGGUUAUCCUAUUGGGGGCGACACUAUCUCUGUCACCAGUGGGGUUGUCUCACGAAUAGAAAUUCUCUCAUAUGUUCAUGGUUCCACUGAACUUCUGGGUUUGCAGAUAGAUGCUGCUGUAAACUCUGGAAAUUCUGGGGGACCUGCUUUCAAUGACAGGGGAAUUUGUGUUGGUAUUGCAUUUCAAUCAAUAAAAUAUGAGGAUGUGGAGAAUAUUGGCUAUGUCAUACCAACACCAGUCAUCAUGCACUUCAUACAAGAUUACGAGAAGCAUGGAAUGUAUACUGGAUUCCCUGUUCUUGCGAUCGAGUGGCAGAAGAUGGAAAAUAAAGACUUGCGGUUGUCAAUGGGAAUGAAACUUGAUCAUAAUGGUAUCCGCAUACGAAGAAUUGGUCCAAGUUCUCCACUGUUCAAGGUUUUGAAGCCAUCAGAUAUCAUCCUUAGCUUUGAUGGGGUUGAUAUUGCUGAAGAUGGAACAGUUCCAUUUAGGCAUGGAGAGCGCAUAGGUUUCAGCUACCUUGUGUCCCAAAAAUAUACUGAUGAUAGUGCUGAAAUUGAAGUUUUACGUAAUUCAGAGCGUCUCAAGUUCAAAGUUGAUCUUGGAACUCAUACACGGCUUGUUCCUGCUCACAACAAUGGCAAGCCUCCUUCAUAUUAUAUCAUUGCAGGGUUCGUUUUUACGCCAGUUUCUGUUCCAUAUCUCCGUUCUGAGUAUGGAAAGGAGUAUGAGUGUGAAGGUCCGGUCAAGCUGCUGGACAAGGUCUUACAUGAAAUGCCUCAAUCAGUAGAUGAACAAAUUGUUGUAAUUUCCCAGGUGCUUGUAGCUGACAUCAAUAUUGGAUACGAGGACAUUGUCAACACUCAGGUACUUGCCUUUAAUGGUCAGCCCGUUAAGAAUCUGAAGAGCUUGGUUACCAUGGUUGAGAGCUGCACUGAUAAAUAUAUGAAAUUUGAUUUGGAAUACCAGCAGAUUGUGGUUCUCCGAACAAGGACUGCAAAAGCGGCAACCUUGAACAUUCUCACCCGCCACUGUGUACCAUCAGCCAUGUCAGAUGAUCUGAAGACAUAACUGUGCAUCAUCAUGUAUUUGUUCGUCACCGUAUUUGUUGGUAUCUCCAUUUCUUGUAUAAUUGCCUAAAGGCCAUCUACUCACAAAACACUUGGCCGUCAAAUUAUUCUCCUGCAAAUUCCAGUUAGCUAUUUAUGUAAUGUGUCACCGAAGUGGCUCAUGGAGCCAACUGUAUGUAUGUACUGCUUGUAGCCAUGUGUGGUAUUAUGUAUGUACUGUUUGUGUGUGAGACAAUGAAAGGCUUAUGUCUGCCUGAAAGUUCUAAGAUUUAUGAUCUAUAUAUCUA